This is a messenger RNA of Gigantopelta aegis, 7632 nucleotides long. RefSeq lists its product as uncharacterized. The record is from RefSeq and is a predicted model, not a curated record. Gene Ontology annotation, molecular function: dopamine receptor binding. NCBI's taxonomy places the organism in Eukaryota, Metazoa, Mollusca, Gastropoda, Neomphalida, Peltospiridae. The coding region runs from base 29 to 2794 and encodes 921 amino acids. The transcript is spliced from 12 exons.
AGAUGUGGUGAUUCGUCUGAACCAAGUGAUGGCAGAAGGAGGAAAGAAUGACUCGCCCGGUCUGCCAAAAUUCCAGCAAAGUCCUGAGAGUGUUGACAGUCGCAGAGCUAAGGAAUCACUGCCAUUUAACACCUGGACACAGUUCAGUGGAGUGAAUCCUCCGGUGUCUCCUUCAGGUCUGUAUUCCUGGGACCAAGUUACUCUCUCACACAACCUUUUGUCCAGACCUCCUUUCAUGGGGCAUCCUCCUCCUACACAGGAUCCUUUAGUAGUUCAUGAUUACGGCAUUGAGGCUGAACCAGGUCCAGAUUAUUACUCGAAGUAUUCUGGCUUUGUGCAGGACAUUGUUCCACUGCCACCUUUUGAUGACCUAUCUUCAUCUAUUCAACAUGGCCAUUCUGAAUGCCAGCAUCAAGAUUUCAUGCACCCAACUCUACAGCCAAACUUUUCCAGGUCAUCCCCACAGGAUGGUUUUUCAGCCUCACCACAGCAAAGUUUUUCUCCAGGGACACAACCUAAUUUCUCUGGAUCACCACAUCAUGAUUUCCUGGCUUCACCACAACAUGAUUUCCUGGUUGGCCCACCUCAGUUCUCUGAAGAUUUUGUGUAUGAUAUGGCACAAAGAGAAGGCUAUGACAUGUAUGCCAAGGCUAUGAACCAGUUGAAUUCUUGUGGUAAUCAUGGUGUUUACAAUCCAUUUGGUACUGCUGAUGUGCUCAGUCAAAGUAGACAGAAAGAUUUCAGUGAUGACACUGCUGAUGGUGCUAAUGCCAAACCUACAUACUCUGAUAUAGCAAAAACUCUGAAAUCUAAGCCUAUGCAAAAGCCAAAGGAGAAAGAAGACUUCGACAAUGUGAAAAAGAAAAUGGAUAACGUUCCCAAAAAUUUCAAACCUGCUGUGAAAAAACCCUACACCCGAGCCUAUGCUGGACGUACUAGAAGCGUCUCAAGUGAUGGCAAUGUUGGUUCUGUGGUUUUGCCAGAUUCUAAAUAUGGACUUGAUCAGUUUGAGGAGAAAUCUGGAGGGAAAGGAGAAAAAUCAGGAAUAACCAGCAGCUCAGAAAAUCUGUCCUACCGAAGCAGGAAAGGUAGCACUAGUAGUGUUAGUAGUGGCACCAGUGCCACAAGUGGGAUAGAAGAAAUUCUGCUCACGAAACCACUGAAUAAUCUGAAUAGUGGGGAGGGCAUAUCAAAGUUGCUUACUGAGAAUUCCAGGAAAUCUGCUUAUUUGGGAUCAUCAACCAGCAAGACAUCCAAGGAGGAACCUGUAGCAGCAGCACCACCACCACCACGGAAAGAAAAAAAUGAGCGUCUGUUCUUUGACCCUAAGAGAAUUUUUCAAAGACGAGAAAACAAAUUAAAAGGUGACCAUAAAACUGUUCCACAUUCUCGAUCGGCUGAAACUGUGUUAAAUAAUGGAAAGCCUGCCAACUUGAAUAAGGCUUCUUCGGUUGCCUCCAAAAAGACGGAUUACAUUAACAAUGAUCUAAGAGACUCGAGGAAGAGAACUAAUCAGAGCUUUGCUAUGACUCGAGACUCCCAAACUAAGAAGGGCAAUCCAUCAGAUUUGAUCGAAAAUGGUGGCACAGAUUCGGUGCAGAGCACUAAUGGAAAAGUGAAGAAAGAAACAUCUUCAAGUUCCCAUGCUGGACUCGCUGGCAAGAAUGUUCCCUUGACAGGUCAUAUAGACUGGAAACUGAUAGAUGACUGGCUGUCCACAAUUGUUGAAAAAACAAAAGGUGCUCUUCAUGUUUUUCUGUCCUUUGUGUUUACAGUUCUUAUCUACCUGCUUGGAAUCAUUAUGUAUCUAGUCACUGGAUGUGUUCAUUAUAUAAAUGUUUUAUGUGGAAUAGUCUGGGGUUAUGCUAGAACCAAAAUUUUCAAGCAACCACCAGCAUCAGACGGACAAUCUUGGAAUAUGGAUGGAGGCAGAAAGAGACUUGGCCUGGAUGAGAAUAUUGUACUACCCAAUACAGGUGAAGAAGCUAUGCGCAGACUUCUUGCAUGCAAAGGAAAAGACUCAUACAGUAUUUUAGGUUUACGAGCUGAUGCUAGUGAUGAAGAUAUAAAAAAGUAUUACCGAAAACAAGCAGUAUUGGUACACCCAGACAAGAAUCAAGAACCUGGUGCAGAAGAAGGCUUUAAGAUUUUGGGACAUGCGUUCGAAAUGAUAGGAGAACCUGGAAAAAGGAAAAUAUAUGAUCUUCAGAUGCAAGAAGCUACUGAGGCGGAAGCGGCUAUGAGAGAAUUUGCUGAUUUAUUAUCUACACUGGAAGAAAAGAUUUCUGAGGCAAGAAAUUUGAUGCGAUGUGAUAACUGUGGAGGAAAGCACAAAAGAAUACCUAUUGACCGUGCCUGGUACAGUUGUCGUUUUUGUAGUAGAUGUAAUACCCGCCAUUCAGCAAAAGAAGGUGAUAUUUGGGCAGAGACUUCAAUGCUGGGCUUUCGGUGGCACUACUAUGCUUGUAUGGAGCAGAAUGUUUAUUGUAUAACGGAAUGGGUUGCUUGUCAUAAAGAUUUCUUUAAGUCCAUGCAGCCCAAUGCUCAUCCUGUAUUUUAUAGAAUAGCGACAGAUGGAAAUCGAACUCAUCGCAGAACUGGUGAACAUGAUAUAGAAGACUUUUUAAGUCAUUUGUUUCACAAAGCGUCAAUGCAACCCGAUGGAUCUUCACCGUGGCAACAACAGCAGCAGCAGAAAUCGGCGUCUCAGUCUCAUAGUGCUCAAUCGCCAUGGACACCUCGGACAUCCGGCCCCACUGGUAAAAAAGGAAGGAGAAAAAAAAAGCGAUCAUAGUGAAAACAAAAGACUACGGCUUUACAAACUGAGAUUUUGGUAUUAAAACGUGAUAUUUUUGGAUGUGUGGUUCGGGCUAAAAGUGAUAGAUAUUUUCAGAUGUGUGGUUUGGGCUGUUGCACACUUUAAUCCAUUAAUUAUAGCAAUAUUUUGAAAAAAAAAGUCAAAUGUAGUGCUUAUUUGUUGUUCGUGUCAUUCAUUCCCCCUUCCCUUAAUACCCCAUGUCACUCAUAUGACAAUAACAAGUAUUACAAAUUGUAAGUUGAGCUUCUUGAUUAUUAUGUCUUUCUUAAAUUGUCAUCAUCAUGUACAAAACAAUUCUCUCAGAAACAAAAAAAACUUGAUUUCAUCAUUGGUUUGAUCUUUAGUUUAUUUCCUUCAGAUAUGACAUUUGUGAUCAAACGUCCUCGAUGUUGUCAAUACAUCUGCCUUAUAUUAACUUUUCUCUCUUUUUUUUCUUUUGUAAUCUUUAGGUUAGGGUCAUGGUUUUGAACUGGGAACAUUAACCAGAUUAUCAAUAAAGUGCCAUUUAGAUUUUUCUGUGUUACUUUGUCUUCAUAUUUUAGAAAUAAACAUCAAAUAAUAUUAUCUGAAUUAUAUGUGCAUCUAUUGUGUUUUUUUUAUAAUAGUUAAGGUCACUGAUCUUAAUUUUUGAGGUGUGCAUCUGUUUCACAUACAAUGCUUUUGGAGUUACUAUAAGCACCAGAAUAAUUGGAACUGCAAUAGAAUUUGCUCAAAUGUAUAAUUUACGCAAUUCGUUUUAAUUAAUGUGUAAUUUAAUGGUGAAAAAGUUGUAAUCAUUGAACGUAUUUUACACUGCCUAAUAACAAGGGUCAGUGCCUUUGAAAGAAGUGAUUCUAAAUGAGUAGUUGCAAGACUUUAGAUAUCUCUAAUUUGAGGUAUCGUUAACAGAGUAAUGUUGUUAAAGCUGCCGUAGAGUCGUCGGUAUUGAGAAUGCAUUUAAGUUAACAUUUAACUGGUUUUGAAAUUAAAUAUUUUAUGGUCAGCAAGUUUAUACAUAAUAUUUUGUGCACAUUUAUUGCCUUGACUUUGGUGCAAUCUAAACCUGUAACAGUUUUUAUACUUUGACAAGAUGUACUCUGCUUUCUAUACUUUAACACAUAUUUUUUUAUGUGUGCUGUAAGUGUUUAAAUUUUUAACGAUCUUGAGUUAUAUUUCUGUGGCUUUGACAGUUAAUAUUAAUGCUAAUGAAAACAUGAGUUUAUUACAGCUUUGUUUUUAUUUCUGCUUUGUAUUGUUAAUUUUUUUUUUUAAAUAAUUAAAAAAACAAUAAAACAAAACAAGCACUUUCAUGUGUAGUCUAGUGUUUAAUAUUUAAAAUGGUGCAUCUUCAAUGUUCAACAUAUCCAAAAACUAUACAAAUACAAUGCUGUAUUUUUGUUGACAGAAGCCAAUGCAACAUUUAUAUUGAGGUAACAAAGUUGUGAAAGAUUGUAUCUUCAUGCUAUUUACAAUGGAACAGAUUUUGUUUGAUUGUUUGUUUUGUUAUUAUCUAGCAAUUAGAAUAUGUAUGUUAACAUGCAAAAGAACUACCUCAUGUUACCUUUGUAAAGUAAAUGUAAACUGAAUUAUAAAAAUGUAAUUUAUCCAAUGAACACUGCACCUUGCAAGGGCUGUAUCAUCUGCUAAUUUGUUUGUUUUGUUUUUUAAUGAUGCCACUAGAGCACCUUGAUUAAUUAAUCAUCGGCUAUUGGAUGUCAAACGUUUGGUAUUUCUGACUCAGUCAUCAGAGGAAACCUGCUACAUUUUUCGAUUAGUAGCAAGUAUCAACUAAGGUGGGGUUCUAUUCUACUAUGCAAGCACUCAACCCACUAAAUCCCAUUCCCAUCCGAUCGAAGUAACAAAAUACACUUUACAAGAACGGAAAGUAAAAAAAUCAAAAUUUUAGAUAAAAAUAAAUUUGCAGUUCAAGCAUUGCCUGAUGUAAUUUGUGUUCUAGGAUUCCACGAUUCAAAACUGGUUUCAUUUUGAUAUUAUACCCGAUUGUUGUACUUUAUAGCUGACAUACUUCACAUGCAGUAUGCAUUUAACACUGCAUUUGUUCAUCAAUUAUUUCGAGUCAUAUUUAUAUGCAUUUCUUCUUCUUCAUAGGUGACUGGUUCAGUUUCUUUUUCUUUCACCUUUCACCCCUAAAAGAUAUGUAGCUUAAUUUAAAUGUAACUGUAUUUUUCUGUUGCUAAAGGUAACCAUUUGUUAUUUUCUAUCUUUAUUUGGGGAUAGGUCUGGAUUAGUAUUUAUUUUAUAAAAGUAUGUGUACUGUCUUUCACAAUCAACUGAUUUAAUUAAACCUUUUCAUUCAGAAUUGUAUGAAUUCAUGCAUGUACUUAUCUUGAAACAGGCUUUUGUCAUCAUUCCACUCUUAAUAAUUUGCAGUUUAUAUUUCUGAAAUAUUCUAAAUUUAAAACAAAAUAGCAUUACAUUUAACUUCGCAGAAUUUUUUUUUUGUAAUAUGUGCAUUAUAAACUAAUUUUAGGCAUAUUAUUGCUGUCAUUUUGCUCAAUUUUGUUAUAGAGAUAAUUGCAUAAAUUGUUUGGUUGAACAUCUCAAAAUGUUCUGCUCCAGUGAUUGUUGCCUUAUUUGUUGAAUGAUGAAAUUCAGGUGCAUAUAACCAAUCCUGGCAAUUAACCGCAGCAGUCAGCAAUGCAUGGAGAUUGCUGUGGUGUUUUCAGUUUUCCAUGGUGGUUUUUUUUUUUGUGACUUCAGAAAUGCUGUGUAAAGUAUUUUUUCUACAGCAUGUUUUUUAUUGUGGCCAUUUUAUUAAUUGCCAGGUUUGUAAAUCAUAUAUAGUCCAUUUGUAGUACAGCUUUUCAAAGUCCGACACUGCUGAAUAUUUUAUAGAUGUUCGUGGUAAAUUGAUAGUGAUCUGUUAACAUUCCAUGAUUUUUAUCGGGUACAAAAAAAUUCUUACAUAAUAUGUUACUUUUAUAUAUUAUGUUAAAACAAACCUCAGAUAAAAUUGCUUUAAAAAUUAUUACAUAAUAUGUUACUUUUAUAUAUUAUGUUAAAACAGACCUCUGAUAAUAUUGCUUUAAAAAACCCCGUUAAAAAAAUCUUCAAAAAAAUAUAAAAAGUAAUUUGUUAUUGAUAUACUACUUUGGAAAUUGUUUUUAAACAUUAAAUGGUGCUGCUGUUUUUCAGAUGGGCUAUUAAUUUUUCAUAUCACUAAAAGUAUCAUUUAAGUAGCACUGUAUGUUAUGCAGCUUAUUAAGUAACAAGAAGUAAAUGUACAUGGUUUAGUUUGAAUUGAUAAAUAUUUUUUUGAACAGUGUAGAAUAAAUAAAAGUUGGAGUUGUACGUUUUAAUAAAAAGUAAGAUACAAGUUGAAGGUCACUAUAAAGGUAAUUGCCAAAACAUGAUUUUGAUAUCAUUUUUGCAAAGAAUUGUAAUUACACAGUAACAAUAUCUCAUGCAAGCAUCUUGAGGGAAAUAGUGUGCUUUAUAGGGAUCCAUUUUCUGGUGUUUUGGUGCCAUGAUACAUUGUUUGCAGUACACAUAAUCCAUUUCUUUUCUGUUUUUUAAGGAGAUAAAGGAUAUAUUAAUGUUUGCCUGACUGGUAGGUGGUGUGUAUCCCAUAUAGCUCAUAAUAUAUACUUCAGUGUAACAAUUACAUGAAAUUGCUGGUCUGUUUUUUAGUUUUGUAUAACUAAUCCACUUUUAUAGAACAAAACUGAUCAGGCAUUGCAAAUUGCAUUGCAAAUUGACUGGAUAUGUAAAAUUACUUUGUAAAAAAGAAACAUUGUUUUCGUUUGUAAUUCAGAUUGGUUAUGGUUAAAGUUUUGCACACCAAAUCACACCAGAACACAUUAAUUUUUAAACCUUUAAACAAGUGGUGUCAGUUGUUAAAAUUAAUUGGUAGUUUGAGUAAAUGAAGCAUCACUAUGCACAGACUGAGACAACUUUUUUUUCUUCUCUUUUGCACAACACGAUGCCUUAAAAAAGUUAAAUGUAAUAAUGUGUGUCCAUGUUGUGAUUGUUGCUGUGUUGUUUUUUAUGUUCUAAUAUAAACUAAAUUCUGUAAUUAUAUUACUUUUAAGGUAAAAUUAUAAAAAUAAAUAUUUUAGUUAUUUUCUAAUACAUCUAAAUUCUUUGAUUAUAUUACUCAUAAGGUAAAAUUAUAGAAAUAAAUAUUUUAAUUUCUUAGAACUGAAAAGUUAAUGUGUUGAUAUUUGCUCAUGAAUAUUAGUACAUACAGCAGAUUUAUUAGAGUACUUCAAAAGUGCCUUCAGAAAAGUCAUCUGAUAUGGCUGAAAAUACUUUUAAACAUAAUUAAUAUACUAAUAUUUACAAUCUUGGGAGCUAGUUGUAAUAUUUUUGUUAUGUACAUUCAAUGCUAUACACAUCAAAACACACACACACGCCAACACCACUGAUUGUCUUUAAAUGUUUAACUGUAGAGGGUAAUGCUUAUCUUUGUUUAGCACUGUUGUAAAUACUUUUAAACAUAAUUAAUAUACUAAUAUUUACAAUCUUGGGAGCUAGUUGUAAUAUUUUUUUUAUGUACAUUCAAUGCUAUACACAUCAAAACACACACACACGCCAACACCACUGAUUGUCUUUAAAUGUUUAACUGUAGAGGGUAAUGCUUAUCUUUGUUUAGCACUGUUGUAAUAAUGUUAUAUUCAUCUUGCCAAAUUUUCUUUCAUCUCAUGUCUCUUAAUGAAUGUUUUAUAAUUGUUGACCAUGUUGUCUUUUGUAUCUUUUGUAUAUUAUAUAAUACUUAUAAUUCAUGUAAUCUGCCUUGAUGACUGAAUGAUUUCUAGAGGGGAUGAUUUUCCAUGAUAAAGAAAAAUGGGUGAAACAGCCCAAUUUUCGCCUUC